Zingiber officinale is the source of this 1170-nucleotide messenger RNA. Its product is annotated as chlorophyll a-b binding protein of LHCII type 1-like. Lineage: Eukaryota; Viridiplantae; Streptophyta; Magnoliopsida; Zingiberales; Zingiberaceae. The coding region runs from base 16 to 969 and encodes 317 amino acids. Gene Ontology annotation, biological process: photosynthesis, light harvesting in photosystem I; response to light stimulus. Gene Ontology annotation, cellular component: chloroplast thylakoid membrane; plastoglobule; chloroplast envelope. The record is from RefSeq and is a predicted model, not a curated record. The transcript has a single exon.
UCAGCCUCAGAGCCAAUGAAACGCGAGAUAGAGAUUGCGAAGGAUAAGCUCACCACAUUUUCCCGCUCUCCCUUGACUCUUAAAUUGACACUCCCCAGUCCCCAACACAUCACGCCUCCUCAUCGAAUUAACACCUUUCCUUCAUCACUCACUUCUCUGCUCUUGCUCCAGUUCAUGGCUUCCACCAUGGCGCUCUCCUCCCCUUCCUUCAUUGGCAAGCCCGUCAAGCUCGCCUCCUCCGAUGGCCUCGGAGGUGGUGGCCGGUUCACCAUGCGCAAGACCGGGGGUAGGCCAAAGCCUGCCUCGGCCAGCCCCUGGUACGGCCCCGACCGCGUCAAGUACCUCGGCCCACUCUCUGGUGAUCCCCCCUCCUACCUCACUGGAGAGUUCCCCGGAGACUAUGGAUGGGACACUGCAGGCCUCUCCGCCGACCCCGAGACCUUCGCCAAGAACAGAGAAUUGGAGGUGAUCCACUGCCGGUGGGCCAUGCUCGGCGCGCUGGGCUGCGUCACCCCGGAGCUACUCUCCCGCAACGGUGUCAAGUUCGGCGAGGCAGUGUGGUUCAAGGCCGGCUCGCAGAUCUUCUCCGAGGGCGGGCUUGACUAUCUCGGCAACCCCAACCUGGUCCACGCACAGAGCAUCCUGGCCAUAUGGGCGUCCCAGGUGGUGCUGAUGGGGGCCGUCGAGGGGUACCGGAUCGGCGGCGGGCCGCUCGGUGAGGUGAACGAUCCACUGUACCCUGGCGGUAGCUUUGACCCGCUGGGACUCGCCGACGACCCUGAGGCCUUCGCGGAGCUGAAAGUGAAGGAAAUCAAGAACGGGCGGCUCGCCAUGUUCUCCAUGUUCGGAUUCUUCGUGCAGGCCAUCGUCACCGGGAAGGGACCGCUGGAGAACCUCGCUGACCACCUCGCCGAUCCAGUGAACAACAACGCCUGGGCCUACGCCACCAACUUCGUCCCUGGCAAAUAAGCAAUGUAAUUAAUGUUUGGGUCGAGACUGAAAACUCAUGUGCACUAUUUAUUAGGGAAUCACUAGUGUGUGAAAUUGGAACUUUGUAAUGUACUCUGUUCCUCCUUUGUUUAGAUGGAUUGUAAGAUGGGAUGAUCAAUCUGUUCAGUAAGAGAAAUCUAAGUCUAAAUAAAAUGUUUCGAUGUUAGAUGUCCAUUUCAA